Messenger RNA from Cynocephalus volans (Philippine flying lemur), 1215 nucleotides. It is a transcript of the gene RAMAC, whose product is annotated as RNA guanine-7 methyltransferase activating subunit. The transcript is spliced from 3 exons. Gene Ontology annotation, molecular function: RNA binding. The record is from RefSeq and is a predicted model, not a curated record. NCBI's taxonomy places the organism in Eukaryota, Metazoa, Chordata, Mammalia, Dermoptera, Cynocephalidae. Gene Ontology annotation, cellular component: mRNA capping enzyme complex. Gene Ontology annotation, biological process: RNA 5'-cap (guanine-N7)-methylation. Bases 393 to 752 code for a protein of 119 amino acids.
GGGGGCUUAAUAAACAGCGACGUCUUUUCCUGCCCAGUCACCAGGCAGGCUGAAGCUCACGGGGACAUUCUUCACCUUCAGCCCGCUACCUGACCAUAUCUACAGACUUCUACGCUUUGCGCCAGCAUUCGAAGAAAUCCCAUGGGGCAAAAAUUCUACACGGUGAGCCCAAGAUAUCACGAGACUUACUUGACAGGCCGCCUGCGUCUCUGUCCGCCGGAAGCGGAAAUCAGGUGGUUUCAGGAUUCUAGCGGAAGAGACUCCGUUACCUUGGAGAACUGAAGUGCUGUGGGAUUCUGUUCUGUGGUGAACCGGAGGCUGCUUCUCUUACGUGUCUAGCCGGCGGGGUUGGGCCCGAGCUGGACAGACACAGUCCUUGGCUGAAUUUCAGAAUGACUGACACUUCUGAAGCUGUUCGAAAUUUUGAAGAGAUGUUUGCCAAUAGAUUCACAGAAGAUGACAAAGAGUACCAGGAAUACCUGAAACGCCCUCCUGAGUCCCUUCCUCCAAUUGUCGAGGAAUGGAAUAGCAGAGCUGGUGGGAACCAAAGAAAUAGAGGCAAUCGGUUGCAAGAUAACAGACAGUUUAGAGGUAGGGAUAGCAGACGGGGGUGGCCAAGUGACAAUCGAUCCAAUCAGUGGCAUGGACGAUCCUGGGGUAACAAUUACCCACAGCACAGACAAGAACCUUACUAUCCCCACCAAUAUGGACACUAUGGUUAUAACCAACGGCCUCCCUAUGGUUAUUACUGAUAGAAAUGUUAGUAAAUGUUAGUAAAACCAUUUACUUUGUUAACAUGACUAAAGUUUGUGUGUCUUUUGUUGCUGGACAUAGUUUUACAUCUGAUUUUAGAGAAUAUUCAUUUUUGGAACAUGAGACUUACUUUCAAUGUGAUGGUUACUGGGAAUAAACACUUCCCCCAAAAUGUUGUGGAUUAUAUUGCUUGACUUCUUCCUCAAAUUCUUCUUUGUUUCAUUACUUAAUAGUGCUUUGAGUUUGGUAUGUUUUCCUUAUUUGACUUCCAGGAGUUAUGUCUUUGUUUUAAAUACAAAAUGCUUGCUUUACUUUGUAAGAUAAGGGAGUAUCCAUAUAUUCAGAUGUGUUUGUUUCUAAAAUUGUACAGACUUUAGUACAAUCAGCUCAUGAAUGCACAGCUGUGCUUACUUGUGAUGUACUGUACAUCAGUAGUUGAAACAGUAAAACAAUUGUACUAUA